GGAGGAGGAGGAGGAGGAGGAAGGCUCAGUCCCUUAUUGGCAAUAAUUAGGCUAGCAAAACAGAAACAAGAGCAGAGAGAGGAAGAGGAGGGAGGGAGGAAGGAAGGAACCAAAGAAGACCCCAAGCUUAGAGACUUCGUCUCUCUUUCUCUCUCUUAUUUUCUCUUCCUGCUCCUGCCAGGAGUUUUAUUUCUAAAUUUUUCAUGCUAUUCCCAGAAGAGGCUUAAGUCCAAAGAGACCGGCGUGAAGAUGCGAGCGCAAAUAGAAGUGAUCCCCUGUAAGAUCUGCGGGGACAAGUCUUCAGGAAUACACUACGGUGUCAUCACAUGUGAAGGAUGCAAAGGAUUCUUCCGCAGAAGCCAACAAAACAACGCCACCUAUUCUUGCUCGCGACAGAGGAACUGCCUCAUUGACCGAACCAACCGGAACCGGUGUCAGCAUUGCCGCUUGCAGAAAUGCCUGGCCUUGGGCAUGUCCCGUGACGCGGUGAAGUUCGGACGUAUGUCUAAGAAGCAGCGGGACAGCCUAUACGCUGAGGUCCAAAAACACCAACAGAGCCAGGAGCAGGGCGGCGGGACGAAGGACGACCCGGAGACUUUGUCACGGGUGUACACCACCAGCAUGAGCAGCGGACUCUCCGACCUCGACGACAUCUCCAUGUUGUCGGACGGCUUCCUCUUCGACUUCCCCUUGACCCCCGACGGGAACAGCACCUACUACAACCUUGACCUCUUGACCUCGGCCCAGCCGUCACCCGACCAGUCCAGCAUUGACGUCAGUGACGCCAAGUUCAUUAAACAAGAAUCCAUCUAUGACCUCAUGCUGGAACCCGGGCUCUUUCCUCAUGGCCCACUGGAGAGCAGCCCCUUGGCCUCGGACAUUUCAAUGAUGGAGAUUGAACACCUUGCACAGAAUGUGGUCAAAUCGCACCUGGAGACCUCACAAUACACUAGCGAGGAGCUGAAGAGGCUAGCCUGGACACUUUACUCGCAGGACGAGAUCAGGAGUAUGCAGGGCAAGAGUUGUGAGGCCAUGUGGCAGCUUUGCGCCCUGCAGAUCUCCAACGCCAUCCAGUACGUCGUCGAAUUCGCCAAACGCAUCGAUGGCUUCAUGGAGCUGUGUCAGAAUGACCAAAUCAUUCUCCUCAAAGCAGGUUGUCUGGAGGUGCUCCUUAUCCGGAUGAUUCGAGCCUUCAACCCGUCAAACAACACUGUGCUCUUUGAGGGGAAAUACGGCGGAAUGCAGAUGUUCAAGUCUCUCGGUUGUGACGACCUCGUCAACUCCGUCUUCGAGCUAGGAAGGAACCUUUGCCGGCUGCAGCUCUCGGACGAGGAGGUGGCGCUCUUCACCGCGGCUGUCUUACUCUCGCCAGAUCGCCCCUGGCUGUCGGAGUCCAAGAAGGUCCAGAACCUCCAGGAUAAGGUCUACUUGGCUCUGCAGCAUGAGAUCCAGAAGAAAAACUCCAGCGAAGACAGACUCUCAAAGAUGGUCUCCAAACUGCCCCUGAUGAAGACAAUCUGCAACCUGCACCUGGAUAAGUUGGAGUUUUUCCGCCUGGUCCACCCCGAGACUGCCACGAACUUCCCUCCCCUUUACAAGGAGGUCUUCAACUCAGAGCUGCACUACAGCGAACCCCGGGAAAGUUAAGUGGCUUGCAGGAGGAGCGUUGGUUACCUGUGGCACAGUUCUGGAGACAGGCCGAAACUUUAGAGUCUGGUGGAAGGGAGGAAAAGCAAAGACCCCGAGAGGUUUUCUGUAGACCAACUGACUAAACGGAAGACCUUUGGGGCUGGGUUCGAUUUCCCUCCUCAUCUCACUGUGGUCUGCUAUCACUAUUGAAUGUAGUUGCACCUUGAAGGACCCACAGUACUGACUUGUUUGCCAUUCUGGCAAAAUGAAUGUGAAAUGCCGUUCAGUUGAGACGUGACUCCGGCAGUCACCUGGUCGCAUCUCCUGCCCUGUGUCGUGCACCCAGUCCGCUGACGCACGCACCUUCCUGCCACCCCCUAGAGCACACCCUCCAACGCCCACGGAGACGACGGCUGGCCGGCGCCCACCCACAGUCAACUGUUUAUGUCCACCUUGUUUGAUGUGAUUUGUAUCGUUGCGUUGCUGUUACGGUUGGCUUCCACGGUGCAGCAGACAUAUGGGAUGGGGAAUGGAUUCUCAAAUGGCGGAAUGGAAAUGGAGCAAUACGGACUUAUUUGUUUUGUGCAAAUAGAUAGGGCGGCUGAGAAUCCAAGCCAGAAGGGCCAGGCCCUCCAGUAUCAAUAGGGGAGGAGAUGCUGGACAGGGUCUCCAAUACAUUCCUUUAUUCAGACCAACACUCCCCACGGGAGUCUAUGUGCAGAUGCUGCUGCUGCUGCACUGAGUCAGACCCUUGGUCCAUUCAGCCCAGUAUUGUCUACUCUGACUGGUAGUGGCUCUCUAAGGUUUUUGGGCAGAGGCUUUUCUCAGCCCUGCGACCUGAAAUCCUUUAGUUAGAGAUGCCACGGAUUCUGCCUGAGACUUUUAGCUUGCAAAGCAAAUGGUCUACCACUUAACUAUACCCCCCUCUCUAAGUUGAGCAAAGCAUCUCCGUACAGGCAGUGGAACAGGGGAGUGGAUUCAGGUGAUAACAUCCAUCAGUUCCAGCAGGGGUCAGUUGCAAUCCCACAGAUGUAGAUUUCUCUGCAGGGUUUCACGGAACCUGGAUUCCCAAGACUCUCUUCAUUUUAACGAGACUGAACGGCCCUGCAGCUGGCAAAAGGCUGUCGAGUUCAGGCCACGGAUGGGUGGGGGCUGAGUCUUAGCUUCCUGGUUCUUAAAAAAACAAAAAGGUGGUCACUGUCUCGGGUGCUUUUUCUCAAAGACAAAAUGGCCCGCCUUUGCAAAUUCAGCGGCAAUUGAAAGGCAGCGGCAGAGUGAAAUUGACACACCCCGUGGGGGAAAUCAGCUAAGCCGUGGUGCUCUUGUAACAACUAAAGGUGUCAGAAAGCUGCGGGUUCUAAAUGGCACGUCUGGUCCUUAAAAACAAGCACAUCACCAGCAAGCUCUUGCUCCUUAGGCAAGUUACUUCCCCACUGCGCCACAAAGUAGCCCCUCUUAAAUUAAUCAAGACAACUUGGGCAGGGGGGCGGGCCAUAUCUGCUUAAUAUAGUGAAUUAUGGGGUUGUGGAGCUUCCUGCAAAAUGUGGCAGAAGAUUUCAGAGGGGUUUGCUGAUCUUUGCUUCCAGAAAAGACAGCUACGCCGGAAGCACUGCUGUGGUUGCUUUAGACAGGACCUAAUUUUCCUGCUCUGUAACACCAGUCUGGGAAUUCACGAUAUCCAUGUGGAGUACCACGGGGGUGAGGAGGUGGGCUGAACAUCGGGCGUUUAUGCCAGAAAAUGGCUUGUUUCCUGGCAUUUAUCAGUGACCUUGGCCCUUUGACUUCCCCAGUCACAAAGUGGCAUGGCACAGAAAGGCAGUAUUGCCAUUUUUCAUUGACGCCCAGCUGUGCCUUUCAAAUUAAAAAAAGCCAAUAAUAUUUUCAAGGUGUACCAAACUGGGUGUCUUAUUCCCGGUAAGCCUGGGAGGCAGAGGAAAGGAGUCAUUGUCUGCAUCUGUGGAGAUUUAGAUCCUGAACACUCUAGAGGUGGAUGCAACUGAACUUUUUAUGGGGGGGAGGAAAAUACCACUGUGACCCACCCCCACCCCCAAUAAAGAUGACUACUGAUGUCGUCAGGAUGAGAAUGCAGAUGGAGGGGUGAGCAUUGCUGGUGGUCUCAUUUGAAGGAAAGGAAGCACUUUACAUCAAGAAAGACUGCUUGUCUGCUGCAUUAGGACCUGUUAUCACUACAGACUUAACACUCCUAUGCUUUGUUUGUUUGUUUGUUUGUUUGUUUAAAAGCACUUUACUGAUCUGGUAUUUGGGGUCCAAUAGACCCCGGGUUAUUCAUCGCUUAAAAACACACCGGUGAGAUGCAUUUGACAAUCCCCAGUUACGUGUGUGUAUAUACUGGAUUUAUAUUAAGGAUUAUUGUUUAUGGUACAAGGGAUAUAACAACUAUAUAGGGACGUUAUCUGGGGUCUUUAAUGACCCCGGUGUUAAUCCCUGUGGGGGUCACAGAUCCUUGAAACGUUGUUCAUGCACUUUUCCCCUUCAGCUUCAAACCUCCUGGAAGGAUGGGUAAAGUCAACAAUGAUUGCCACCCGUUGAUCUUAACUGCUGUAUCAGAAUAAGCUAGCUAUUAGCCACAUUCAGGUGUGAUGCAAAACCCUGGUUUGCGUGGACUGUACUUAAGAACCCAACCAUGGUUUGAGCUCCCAGAUGUACAACAGGCAAACCAGGGUUUAGAACUGCUUGCCUGCUUUUGUUUCCCAUUUGCUCAGGCACCUCCUGGUGCAAUGCCAUGGCUUUCUGGAGGUGGAGCCCUAAAUGUGGGUUAAGAGAUCCUUACAGCCAACCCCACCUAGCACAAAUUGUGGUUUGCAAGCCAGCUUCAAACUGGUUUCAGAUCCAAACCAGGUAAUGGUUUGUGGGUAGGUUUCAUUUCAAACAUUAAAACAAACCAUGGUUUUGCUUUAUGUCUGACAUCAUGGUGUUAAAUGAGGGAUUUUAUUUUGUCUGUGGCCAUUUAGAACCCCAAACCAUUUCCACCAGUUCACUCCCAUGACAAUGUAACUGACCAUAGUGCCCUUUUAAUUUGAUUCUCAUUUUUUAAAAAAAGGAUUCUAAAGCAUUAGGGCAUUGGUGCUGAAAAACACCACUAAACCAUACAACUCUUUCUUGUAAGGGAAUACAAGCAGCACAAAGUUGCAGAAGUUAAAUAAAAAUAUUUUACCCCAGAUGUGUAGAAUGGUUAAAUUGGUUUAACAGUCCAUUUACUGACUUUCACUCCAAGGAACCCUGGUAACUGUAAUUUGGGGAAGGAAAUUCAGGGAUCUAACAGAGAACAGUCAAUUUACCUCACUGGACAAGAGUUCCCAGGGUUUUUCUGGGGGAGGCCAGGACAGUUUAAACCAGUAUUAAAUUGACAUGAGUUUGUUGCAGUAGAGAGAUUCCCUUAGAGUUUCAAGAAUCUGGAAACUGAAUACAGCAGUCUGAUUUUGAGCAAUAAGGCGAUGAAAAAGAAAGGGAAGGAUGAAGCCUAUUGGGUACUCUGGACUCCCAUCCUUGAGCCUAGUACCCACGGAGUUCAGCAUUCCAAAGUUCAAUCUGUAGAAAACAAAACAAAUCCAAGCUUCUAGUCCUCAUGACUCAAAGGAUACACUUUAAAAUGUGCUGCCAAGAUUAGAAGAAACAAGGCACUGUGAGGAAUGAAUACAAUCUCCAGUGGUCGGGCCAUGAGAUUUCAGGAGUCCACAGGGAGAAAGGAAGCAAUGAAACCAAACAGUACGAGACCAUUCUUUCCUGAGUGAGGACCUAAUAUAUAGCUCUAUAUAAAU
This is a messenger RNA of Hemicordylus capensis (graceful crag lizard), 5408 nucleotides long. Its product is annotated as nuclear receptor ROR-beta-like. The record is from RefSeq and is a predicted model, not a curated record. Gene Ontology annotation, biological process: regulation of transcription by RNA polymerase II. Gene Ontology annotation, cellular component: nucleus. Bases 250 to 1647 code for a protein of 465 amino acids. The transcript is spliced from 10 exons. Gene Ontology annotation, molecular function: RNA polymerase II cis-regulatory region sequence-specific DNA binding; zinc ion binding; nuclear receptor activity. NCBI's taxonomy places the organism in Eukaryota, Metazoa, Chordata, Lepidosauria, Squamata, Cordylidae.